AUGUUGAAGCCCGGUGUUAUUUUGAGUAUUUGCAGGGACGGCGUCAUGCCAGACGCGCUGUACCUGCAAGCCCAUCAGGCCAAAUCAAUCCCUGAAUCCACCGGAGAAAGAUUGAGACUUAUGCUGAACGAUGGCCAGUACGCUAUCAAUGGUGUGUUCAAGCCUAGCGAGGCCCAAAACGCCAUUGAGAACUUCAAAAGAUACUGCAUUCUGAAGAUCACGCAAUAUGAGAUCACGCCAACCAACAAUGGUAAGAUAUUCUUGGUUGUGGAUCGUGCCGAGGUGGUUGAGCAAGGAGAAAAGAGCGAGAUCAAGUUCGAGAGCCUCGAUGACUACCUGAAGGAACACCCAGAGGACAACAAUUUGCUUAAGGGGCAACUUCCUCCCCGGGAUUCUACCAUGACACCGUCACCUGCAGCAACGAUGCCAAAGAAGACCGUUUCCAAACCGCCGCCAAAAUACCAAAACCUGUACUCGAUUGACCAGCUGUCUCCAUAUCAGAACUCAUGGACUAUUAAGGCCAGAGUUUCAUUCAAGAGCGAUAUGAAGCACUGGUCUAAUCAAAGAGGCGAUGGCAAGUUAUUCAAUGUCAAUUUGCUGGAUGAGACUGGAGAGAUCAGAGCUACUGCUUUCAAUCAAGUGGCUGAAAAGUUCUGGGAUUUACUGGAAGAGAACAAGGUGUUUUACAUCAGCAAAGCUUCUAUGCAGAUGGCCAAACCACAAUUUUCCAAUUUGAAGCACCAGUAUGAGUUACAGUUCGACAAGGACACCAUCAUUGAACCAUGCGAUGAUGACUCCGACGUGCCAAAACUCCAUUUCGAUUUUGUUGCGCUCGACCAAGUUCAAAAGCUUGAAAAUGGUGCCGUCAUUGACGUCAUUGGAAUCCUGAAGGAUGUCAAAGAUAAACAAGAGAUUGUUGCCAAAUCAACUGGAAAACCUUUCGACAGAAGAGAUAUUGUCCUAGUCGACAAAUCGCAAUUUGCAGUCAAUAUUGGCCUGUGGAACAAGCACGCUCGGGAAUUCGAUGUUCCAGUUGGGUCGGUGGUGGCAUUCAAAGGUUGCAGAGUGCAGGAUUUUGGAGGCAAGAGUCUUUCUUUGAUUCCUGCCGCUACCAUCGUUGUGAACCCCGAUAUCGAGGAAGCUUAUAAAAUUAAAGGAUGGUAUGAUGCCCAAGGAUCACACCAAAGCUUCAAGAGCAUUGCCGUUGAAUCUGGCUCGUCUGGUGCCACGAGUUUGACGUCCAAACAAUCUAUUUUGGAACGCAAGACCAUCAAGCAGGUUCAAGACGAAAAACUGGGCUUAAAAGAUAAGCCUGAUUACUUCAGCUUGAAAGCCACCAUUUCUUUCAUUAAGACAGAUAACUUUUGCUAUCCAGCAUGCAGAAGCGAAGGCUGUAACAAGAAAUUGCUUGAACAAGAUAAUGGCACCUGGAGAUGCGAAAAGUGCAACAUCAACCAUCCUGAGCCUAAUUACAGAUACAUUUUGACUGUGUCAGUUGUGGAUGAGACCGGCCAAAUGUGGCUUACACUAUUCGAUGAGCAGGCAACCCAGCUCUUGGGAUUGAGCGCCGCAGAGCUUUUGAAGCUCAAGAACGACGCCGAGGACCCAAGCAUCGAGAGUGUAGGAGAAAACGCUCUUAAAAACUUCAUCAAUGAGAACAUUUCCUUCAAAGAGGUCUUGCUCAGAGUUCGAGGAAAAGUCGAUAGCUACCAGGGCCAAGACAGAGCUAGAUUUACCGUUGCCAGUCUUGCCAAGGUCGAUUAUCUUGCCGAGUGCGAGGCUCUUGUCGAGAUUCUCAGCAGCUACUCUGUGUGA
This is a messenger RNA of Ogataea angusta, 1815 nucleotides long. RefSeq lists its product as uncharacterized. The transcript has a single exon. Gene Ontology annotation, cellular component: nucleus. The coding region runs from base 1 to 1815 and encodes 604 amino acids. Gene Ontology annotation, molecular function: DNA binding. Gene Ontology annotation, biological process: DNA repair; DNA recombination; DNA replication. NCBI's taxonomy places the organism in Eukaryota, Fungi, Ascomycota, Pichiomycetes, Pichiales, Pichiaceae. The record is from RefSeq and is a predicted model, not a curated record.